GCGCCCUGCUUCUAAACUCGGAACAGAGCGUCGUCGCUCUGACUCGGAGCAUGGCGCUAACGGCCCAACAAAAGGCGACGCUGGGGGCCAUUGCGUUUGCCUUUGUCGCGCCGCUUUCCAAGGACGCAGCUGCCGCCGUCGUGUCGGCGCAUCUCAACGAUGUUGACGACUCGUCAGCUGUCAAGUCGAAAGAGCUGGAAGCGUUCGCACAGAUGCCACCUCCCGACCUUGGCGUGGUCGACGCGAUCGAGUCCAAGCUCAACUUUUUUCCCGCCGACAAGAAGUACGAAUUUGUCAAGGUCCUCGACGUGCUGGCGACCAGUUGGGGCACGUACCUCCUCACGGGCUCCAAGCGCAUUGUGCCCUUUCACGACCUCACCCUCGACGAACGCGAACACGCGCUAUUGAACCUGUCGCAGUCACGGUUUGCGUUGCUUCGAUCGCUCUUCCGCGCUCUCAAGGCUCUCACGCACUUGUGUACGUUUGCACAGCAUGUGACCAACGACACCGGCGACGUCAACCCGUACUGGAAGGCGCUUCAGUAUGCUGGCAAGCCAACUGAAAAGGCGCUGCCGCCUCGGUCCCAUUUCCACGAGCCUUGCUUUGAAGACGUGGCUGCGCUGGCUGAAGCUGCGAACGGCGGGCCGAUCGAGAUCGAUACCGAUGUCGUCGUCGUUGGCUCUGGGGCAGGUGGAGGCGUCAUCGCGGCGGAACUGGCCCAAGCGGGACACCGAGUCGUCGUGCUGGAGCAAGGCACGUUUCAUCACCCGUCCGAUUCCAACUUUGCCGAAAUGGAGGAAUACGAAAAGCACUACAUCGACUCGGUCUUCCUCGUGUCGGAAGACGGGUCCAUGCAACUGCUCGCGGGAAAAACGUGGGGUGGCGGCACCGCGGUGAACUGGUCGGCGUCGCUGCGGCCGCCCUCGGACGUGCUAGACGAAUGGGUGAAGAAGCAUAACCUGCCGUACUUUGGAACGCCCGAGUACCAAGCUGCCCUCAACGCAGUGUGCACCCGGGCAGGCGUGUCAGCGGACCACGUCUCGCACAACGUUCCGAACCAAAUUCUCGUGGACGGGUGCGCCGCGCUCGAGUUUCCUGCGCACGCGAUUCCUCAAAACACCAACGGCCACCGGCACUCGUGUGGGUUUUGCUCGCUUGGGUGUCCGUACGGUGAAAAGCAGGGCACGCACAUGACGUGGCUCCAGGACGCCGAGGCGGCCGGCGCCAAAUUCAUCACGGGCUGCAAGGUCGACAAGGUAACAUUCACAGCCGACAAGAUUGCGACGGGAGUCGUUGGCACGGUCCUCGACGGAAACGUUUCGAUCGUCGUACGCGCAAACACCGUUGUGACCGCGUGUGGCGGCGUCAACUCGCCGGCGCUGCUGCUGCGGUCCGGACUCGGAAACCCCAACAUUGGCCGGAACAUGCGGCUCCACCCAGUGACGACCGUGCACGGGUUUUUGCCCGACAAACUCGUCAAGUCGUGGGAAGGAUCGAUCAUGACGAGUGUCACGGACGUCGUGAGCAAUGUGCAUGGCGACGGGUACGUUUUGAAUACGGUCGGCGCGCUCCUAGCGCUGGAAUUAGGUAUGGUGCUCGUCUGGAAACCCCCACGUCGUUGCUGGGUGCUACGUCGGCGCUGUUGCCGUGGCGCGGUAUCGCAGACUUUACGCGGCUCUUGCUGCAAAUUCCCCAUCUCUCGGGGAUCGUGACCAUUGUCCGGGACUGCGAUUCUCCGAUUCAAGUCACGAUCGAUGGCACAGGUGAGUGCCGCCACUGGCUUGUGUAAACUCGAUCUCGUCGCCCACCGCCGCCCGUUCUCGCGGUACCUGUCUUCCGGCGGCACUUGAUUCUCGUGGAUGGUGGUCAUAGGGCGUGCUCGGGUGCAUUUUUCCCUGGGCCGGAAGGACGCCAUGUCGAUGGUGGAAGGCAUGAUCGCGUCGGCCAAGAUCCUGCUGAGCCAAGGGGCAAUCGAGAUCAACACGUCGCAUUUGGGCUUGCCGGCCCUGCGCCUCGAUUCAGCCGACGACCGGGCAAACCCCGUCGAAUGCGAGACCACCCAGCAGUGGUUCCGUCAGCUGCGCGAGAUGGGAAUUCCAUCCAACAGCAUCGGCAUCUUUAGCGCCCAUCAAAUGUCAAGUUGCCGCAUGAGCGCGACGCCUGCAAUGGGCGUCGUGAAUGCCGACGGAGAAACUUGGGACGUGCAGGGGCUGUACGUGGCGGACUCGUCCAUUUUCCCCACAGCGACCGGGGUCAACCCGAUGGUGACCACGUUUGCAAUGGGGUAUUCCGUCGCGCAGUCGAUCAAAGCGCACUUGGCAGCCGAAGCCGCCUCAGGCACCCGACGUGUCCGUGCGCAUACCCCGCCGCCGUCGUGGUUUGCGCGGCUCUGGUCGUGGUUCGUUUAGCUUAAGCAGUCCAUGUGUAAGAGUAACAGUGCCAUGUGCCUGGCGUACAUAUGCACUGGUC
Aphanomyces invadans is the source of this 2469-nucleotide messenger RNA. RefSeq lists its product as hypothetical. Lineage: Eukaryota; Oomycota; Saprolegniomycetes; Saprolegniales; Verrucalvaceae. The record is from RefSeq and is a predicted model, not a curated record. Bases 51 to 1712 code for a protein of 553 amino acids. The transcript has 6 exons. Gene Ontology annotation, molecular function: long-chain-alcohol oxidase activity; flavin adenine dinucleotide binding.